CGCCUCCGUGGAAGGGAGAGGGGCGGUAGGACUGUUGCUGCCGGUGACUGCACGAGACCCCACCUCUACCCAGGGGGUCCAUCCGGAGUUGGGGCUCCUGGAACGUCACCUCGGGAUCCCGCUGGCCCUCGAGCAGGGCUGUCGGAAGCGGGCCUCCGGCGCUGGCCCAGGCGGAGUGGAUGGUGCCUUUUGCAGGGCGAGCCGUCAGCCGACCCCCGUGGCAUCCGCGUCCCUGUGUCAGAGCCGCCAGAGCCCAGGUCUCCCCGCCGACUGACUUCAUCCGAUGGAGUUGCAGGGUGAGAAGCCGGCAGAGGCCGACGGGGUGCGCGUCACACCCCAGCUGCUCAAGUCUCACUCGGGUGAGUUCGCGCUGGAGUCCAUCCUGCUGCUGAAGCUUCGGGGCCUGGGGCUGGUGGACCUGGGCUGCCUGGGGGAGUGCCUGGGGCUCGAGUGGCUGGACCUGUCGGGCAACGCGCUCACGCAGCUGGGCCCGCUGGCCUCCUUGCGCCAGCUGCUGGUGCUCAACGUGGCCGACAACCGGCUGACGGCGCUCGAGCCGCUGGCCGCCUGCGAGAACCUGCAGAGCCUUAAUGCCGCAGGCAACCUGCUGGCCACCCCCGGCCAGCUGCAGUGUCUGGCUGGCCUGCGGGGCCUUGAGUACCUGCGGCUGCGGGACCCCCUGGCCCGGCUCAGCAACCCGCUGUGCAGCAGCCCCUCGUACUGGGCGGCCGUCCGAGAGCUGCUCCCCGGCCUCAAGGUCAUCGACGGUGAGCGCGUGACAGGCCGGGGCAGCGAGUUCUAUCAGCUAUGCCGGGACCUGGAUAGCUCCCUGCGCCCCAGCCCCAGCCCCGGUCCCGGGGCCACCGAGGCCCAGCCCUGGGUGGAGCCAGGCUACUGGGAGUCUUGGCCCCCCCGGAGCAGCUCCAUCCUGGAGGAGGCCUGCCGCCAGUUCCAGCACACCCUGCAGGUGUGCCACGACCUGGACCGCCAGGCCCGCGACAGCCUGGCCCAGGCCGAACGGGCGCUCAGCCCUGCCGGCACUACCUCGUCCUUCGUGUUUUGAGUGUGUCUGCGGUCUGUGGCAGCUGGGCUCACUGUGGCCUGGCUGCCCGCCUCUGCCCCCCUGCAGCGCCGGCUCUCUGUUUCCCCGUGUUCCUAAGAGCAGCCCCCCGCUUCUCCUUCGGGAAGAUUCCACAACCUUCCUGCACAUAGUUCAAGGGCGCACCUCCCCCGUGGCCUCUAGCAGGGGUAGGGGCCCUGUUCAAGGGGCACGCCCGGCAUGAGGCCGUCCCGCCACCUCCACCGUGAGCCUUGGGAGGAGGCCUCUGGAGGAGACGGUCUACAGCCGCAGCCACCCCUGGCCGGAGGCUCAGUGGGAGAGAGUUGCUUCCUCCUAAAGCUAGACGUGAGAAAGGCAGGGAGGGGGUGCGCGCUGGCCCAGCUGGUCCUGGGAGAGGAAGUGGCAGAGCCCCAAAGGUGGCCUUCGCCCACCUUCCGACAUUGCCUGUCCCGGUGACCCCCUGCUGUAGUGGCUCAUCCUGUGUCACCGUGGAGCCCUCACUGCCUGUUCUCACCCUUAUUAAAUCUCUCUAUUCUAAUAA
This is a messenger RNA of Mustela erminea (ermine), 1601 nucleotides long. It is a transcript of the gene LRRC61, whose product is annotated as leucine rich repeat containing 61. The transcript is spliced from 2 exons. NCBI's taxonomy places the organism in Eukaryota, Metazoa, Chordata, Mammalia, Carnivora, Mustelidae. The record is from RefSeq and is a predicted model, not a curated record. Gene Ontology annotation, molecular function: protein binding. The coding region runs from base 284 to 1063 and encodes 259 amino acids. Gene Ontology annotation, biological process: outer dynein arm assembly. Gene Ontology annotation, cellular component: cytoplasm.